Molecule: messenger RNA, 606 nt
Organism: Staurois parvus
Lineage: Eukaryota; Metazoa; Chordata; Amphibia; Anura; Ranidae
Source: the annotation of a GenBank genome assembly
AUUUCUGUGUAUCACCUGAGGCCACUCAUUUCACUAGGUAUAUUGUUUCUAAACCCAGGACCCUGCAUUCACUAUAUCUGGUCUCCCCGGACCCUGCAUUCACUAUAUCUGGUCUCCCCGGACCCUGCAUUCACUAUAUCUGGUCUCCCCGGACCCUGCAUUCACUAUAUCCGGUCUCCCCGGACCCUGCAUUCACUAUAUCCGGUCUCCCCCCGGACCCUGACCCUUCACUAUAUCCGGUCUCCCCGGACCCUGCAUUCACUAUAUCCGGUCUCCCCGGACCCUGCAUUCACUAUAUCCGGUCUCCCCGGACCCUGCAUUCACUAUAUCCGGUCUCCCCGGACCCUGCAUUCACUAUAUCCGGUCUCCCCGGACCCUGCAUUCACUAUAUCCGGUCUCCCCGGACCCUGCAUUCACUAUAUCCGGUCUCUCCGGACCCUGCAUUCACUAUAUCCCGGUCUCCCGGACCCUGCAUUCACUAUAUAUGGUCUCUCCGGACCCUGCAUUCACUAUAUCCGGUCUCUCCCGGACCCUGCAUUCACUAUAUCCGGUCUCCCCGGACUCUGCAUUCACUAUAUCCGGUCUCCCCGGACCCUGCAUUCCACU